AUGGACAAGGUCGACAUGUCAUUAGAUGAUAUAAUUCGUCUCAACAAGAAAACGCAGAAACUGAACAAGAAACAAGGACCCGUGAACCACAGACCAGUCAAGAAGAAAGGCCGUGUACUGCAAGGAAAAGUCAAGCCCAGAGCCGCUGCUGCUGCUGCUGCCAGUCAGAGAGGAGCUUUACCGCAAAGAGCAGCUCUGAAACAGAACAACAGAAACUUCGGAGCUCGGAGACGGGGGCAGACUGCAGGAGUCGUCACAGGCCUGGCGUCCCGUAGGACAGGUGCACUUCUCAAACGACUGGGGACAAUCAACAGGACAACAGGUGCUCAAGGAACACGCAGUCUCUUAACAAGGGCAAAAACAAGACCUUUUACUCAAAAUGCUGCUAGUACAAACCAGUACAGGAAAUUUGAGAAGAAGAUCCACCGACAGCCAGAACCUCAGCGCAGUCCUCAAACGGCAACAAUCAAAAGACCUUUCCAGCUUCGUCGGAGACCUCUGCCUUCACUCCAGUCUCAGAAAGACGCUCGUCAAGCCACUUACCUGUUCCACAGAGGACUCAAGAUUCAAGCCCAGGUCCAAAACCCAAGUCCACCUGUCCGAACACGAGAGUGGCGUACAAACACCAACAAUGGACUUCUGACUGUAUCCAUUGACAAUCCGUCAGCCAGAACUCAACCUGAACCUCCCACUGCAUACACGCUGCACCCCCCUGCUGUAAGCCCUCCCCAGGUCAAAGUCGAGACAGCGGAAAGAAAGAUCCCCAAAGGAGUGGCCCUUCAGUUUGAUAUCAACAGUGUUGCCAAACCAAAAACAUCCAUGACUUUAAACGACCGUUUCCGGAUACUGAAGGACCAGCGCACGGCGAAAGCACAACACGGCAAAGGCAACCGCUUUGUGACCGUAGGCUGA
Messenger RNA from Knipowitschia caucasica, 912 nucleotides. The record is from the annotation of a GenBank genome assembly. NCBI's taxonomy places the organism in Eukaryota, Metazoa, Chordata, Actinopteri, Gobiiformes, Gobiidae.